AUGAAACACCUAGAGACGGUCUUCUCCAUACUAAGACAACAACAGCUCUAUCUGAAGGCUUCUAAAUGUACAUUUGGAGCUACUGUGAUUGAAUACUUGGGCCACUUUAUUUCAGCUGAAGGGGUUAGCACGGAUCCAGCUAAAAUCAAGGCAGUUACGGAUUGGCCUACUCCAACUAAUCAGAAGCAACUGCGCAGCUUUCUGGGUCUCACCAACUAUUACCGUCGUUUCAUCAAAGCUCUCACUUCUGCUCCAGUCUUAGCUCUCCCAGAUUUUGAAAAGACCUUCGUUAUUGAAACCGACGCAUCAAACACAGGAAUUGGUGCAGUGUUGAUGCAAGAUAAUCAUCCGAUCUGCUACAUCAGCAGAGCUCUUGGGCCACGCCACCAAUCCUUAUCGGUCUAUGAGAAAGAACUCAUGGCUGUGAAGAUCUCCACUCCAUUCCAACAUAUGUGGCUAUCCAAGCUUAUGGGGUUUACUUUUGAGAUCCAGUAUAAACAGGGAAAAGAGAAUUAUGCUGCUGAUGCUCUUUUUCGUGUUACAGGUUCUCAGUUGCUGCAGACUACCCUCUCUCAGGCUCACCAAGGGUUCUAUGACUCCAUCCAACUACUCUGGAAAACCGAUCCGCAGCUUCUGAAGAUUAUUUCAGAUCUCUCAGCAAAUCCAAGCUCCCAUCAUGCGUACACCUACACUAACGAUGAGCUUCGCCGCAAGGAAAAAUUGGUGAUUGGUAAUGAUCAAACCGUGAAGCUACAAAUUCUGGAAUGGCUGCACGACUCUGCUGUUGGUGGUCACUCAGGUCGGGAUGCAACUCUCCACAGAGUGAAAUCACUGUUCUUCUGGCCGAAGAUGAACACUGAGGUACAGAACUACGUUCGUAACUGUGAUGUUUGUCAGCGAAACAAGUAUGAUCUUGCUGCAAAACCAGGUCUGCUACAGCCUCUACCUGUUCCAGAAGGGGUUUGGCAAUCUAUCAGCAUGGAUUUCAUCGAGGGGCUCCCUCCUUCCUCUGGUAAACAUUGCAUCUGGUGGUUAUUGAUAUACUGA
Microthlaspi erraticum is the source of this 1047-nucleotide messenger RNA. The record is from the annotation of a GenBank genome assembly. Lineage: Eukaryota; Viridiplantae; Streptophyta; Magnoliopsida; Brassicales; Brassicaceae.